This is a messenger RNA of Anopheles coustani, 2075 nucleotides long. It is a transcript of the gene Rab7, whose product is annotated as ras-related protein Rab-7a. The transcript is spliced from 5 exons. NCBI's taxonomy places the organism in Eukaryota, Metazoa, Arthropoda, Insecta, Diptera, Culicidae. Gene Ontology annotation, molecular function: GTPase activity; GTP binding. The record is from RefSeq and is a predicted model, not a curated record. The coding region runs from base 214 to 831 and encodes 205 amino acids. Gene Ontology annotation, biological process: phagosome-lysosome fusion; endosome to lysosome transport. Gene Ontology annotation, cellular component: phagocytic vesicle; late endosome; lysosome.
CGAUUCUGCCAACACUAAUCGUAACUCCCUAAAUAAUUGUAGCUGCGUUCCAGCGGAAAGAAAACAAAGGCUUCUACCAGAAGCGGAAACGAAAGUCAAUACGCAAUUCCACUGCACAGCGAGUAUUAACCCACAACUGCACGCCCAAAGCCGAGGGACAAAGGAAAACUAAUUUGUAUUAAAACAGAAAACAAUUCAAGCAACCCGUCGAAGAUGGCCACCAGGAAAAAGGCGCUGCUGAAAGUGAUCGUCCUCGGCGACAGCAGCGUUGGAAAGACGUCGCUCAUGAACCAGUACGUAAACAAGCGUUUCUCGAACCAAUACAAGGCAACGAUCGGUGCCGACUUCCUGACGAAGGAAGUGGUGAUCGAUGAGCGGGUUGUGACGAUGCAGAUUUGGGACACUGCCGGCCAGGAACGAUUCCAAUCGCUCGGUGUAGCCUUCUAUCGUGGGGCGGAUUGCUGUGUGCUAGUGUACGACACGACUGCACCGAACACGUUCAAAAAUCUCGAGUCCUGGCGCGAUGAGUUCUUAAUACAGGCUAGCCCGCGCGACCCGGAACACUUCCCGUUCCUUGUGCUGGGCAACAAAGUGGAUCUGGAAAAUCGUGCUGUUUCUACGAAGCGUGCCCAGCAGUGGUGCACGUCGAAGAACGACAUACCAUACUUUGAAACUUCGGCCAAGGAAGGCAUCAAUGUCGAUCUGGCGUUCCAAACUAUCGCCAAAAACGCAAUAGCCCAAGAAACGGAGGUUGACGAUUUUAACUUCCCAGACCAGAUCACCCUGACUCCGACCAACCGGCAACGAAGCGGGGACAACUGCAACUGCUAAUAUUAUCGAACUAGUAAAAUUGACCGCCCCCCUUCUUCUGACACAGUCCACAUAAGCGACCACAUUGACGUAUGCGGCGCCAGCAACAGUACUAGCAACAGUAGCUGCAGUUCCAGCAACAGCGACAGCAGCAAAAGCAGCCUAAGCGACAGUAGCAGCAAUCAAGUAAGCAUCGCUAACGAUCGUGCGACGAUAGACAAAAUACUUCCCAGAUGAAAAAGAUCGACCUUUAGCAAUGGUAACCGUGGCAGACAAGAUCAGACGAGCUGUUUACUAAUUGGUGCGCGUGUGUGCUGUGUAAGCUGAUCAAAAUAGAGGAGGAAAUAGUGCGCAAAAUGCAAAAUGUCCAGAAAAAACGUGUGUCCGUCGUAAACCGUUCGCGGGUUAAGGUGUUUGUUGGCGUAUUUCCCAGCGCUUGUUCAUUUCCCCACACUAGCGUGUAAAUGGUAAACUACAGUUUCAGGAGUGACGUACAGCUGCUCUACGGGAACUUUUGAUAAAAUUCUUCUCUGUCGGAUGUGUGUUGGAGAAAACGGUGACGGCAACUAUCAGAGGCUGCAAACAUAAAUUUAGCCAUUGGAUAUUAUUUUGAUUCGAUUUUGUUAUACACGCAACACAUACACACGGAGCUCUAAAAUGAAAUACUAAGGAGAGAGAGAAAAAAAAAAACAUUACAACCCAGUUGCUUUGGCGAAAUCGCAUUGCGUAACAACAUUUGACAAAGCAUUCAUCAAUGGAACGCGUUUGGCAGUAAUUUAAUCAGGACAGUCACAAGGUGGAAGAGUUAUGCUUCGCUUUUAGGCACAUAUUGCAACAUGUUGAUAAGAAGAAAAAACAGUGAAAAUAAAUAUAAUCAACAUUCAUCUACGUCGGAAUGGCAUAUUGCUUCCCAAUGGGGGGCUGCAUUGGUAUCGAUAUACGAUUCCCGAAGGCGAUGGAAGAAUGUGAAAUGUCACAAAAGCAACGCAUGAAGGGAAGAAACAAUUGUCAUCCAGUAUCGAAACAACAUGAAAUUACAAUCGUUGCACAGCUAGGACAAGAGAGUUAAUUCAAGAGGAUCAGCUAACGAUAAAGGUGAUGGUGAGAGGGCUCGAAGCGGGGGGAGCAAAAAAAGGGUAACCGACGCGGCAGAGGACGAAAAUCUGUAGGAAUAGUAAUGCCCUUAUUGAUAAUUCUAUCGAACAUUAUACAUAAACAUAUAUAUUAAAGAAAAAAAAAACAAUUAUAUCUCAUAGAGAGCAGAA